UCCAAUAAAAAAGAGUUCAUCCAGACUUCAUGUAUUACUACACUUUCAACUACCUGCUGGGUUCCUUAACUUUAAAUUGAUCUCUUCUAAGAUCGCCUGCAGGAUGAACUGCACUAGAAUUGGACUUCGUUAUUACUACUCCACCUCUCCUUUCAAUCAAAGAACUCUGCUUUUCAAAAAUGCUCCCAAGGUCGAUGAUGCCCUCCAAGUGUUCGAUGAAAUGCUUCAAAGACAACCUCCGCCUUCCAUCUUCCAAUUUACUCAACUGAUUUCUGUUAUUGUAAAGAUGAAACAGUAUUCCACUGCACUUAAGCUCUUUAAGCAAAUGAGAUUGAUGGGUGUUCCUGUUAGUAUCCCUACAAUGAACAUUUCCAUUAACUGUUAUUGCCGCCUGAAUCAAGUUGCUUAUGGUUUUGCCUUACUAGCAACCCUUUUCAAGCAAGGUUUUUCACCCAGUUUGGCCACCUAUAGCACUCUCAUUCAUGGGCUUGUUCUUGCUGAUCGCGUCUUUGAAGCUGUUGAGUUGUUCAAGAAACUGCUUAGAGAUAAACUUUGUGAUCCUGAUCAAGUUAUGUAUGGAACCGUUAUUAAUGGCCUAUGUAAAGUCGGCCACACUAGCAAGGCCAUUGAAUUGCUCACGUUCAUGGAAUCAGGCUCAUGUAAACCGUGUGUAGAACAGUACAGCGUUGUCAUUGACAGCCUUUGCAAAGACAAAAUGGUUGAUCAUGCACUAGAGUUGUUUGCCAAGAUGACUGGAAAGGGUGUCCUUGCAGACGUUAUCACUUACAACUCUUUGAUUCAUGGUCUAUGUAACUUCGGUCGAGAGACAGAAGCUGCCAAAAUGUUGAGAAAUAUGGAGGAGGAAGGAGUAUCUCCAACAGUGGCUACAUUUAAUAUCUUGGUAAAUUCCUUUUGUAAGCAAGGAUCUGUAAAAGAUGCAGAGCUUGCUGUACAAGAAAUGGUACGCAGAGGACUAUGUCCCAAUGUAAUCACUUAUAGUGCACUAAUCGAUGGAUAUUGUUUACGUGGUGAAAUAGAUGAAGCAGAGAAAGUUCUCAAUGGCAUGACGGAGAAGGAUCUCGCGCCCAAUAUCAUUACCUAUAACAGUCUGAUAAAUGGAUACUGUAAGAAGAAGCAAAUUGAUAAGGCUAGGCAUCUUUUUCAAGAGAUCCAAGACAAGGGUUUGAUUCCCGAUGUAAUUACUUACAAUAGCAUGUUACAAGGUUUGUUUGAAUCAGGGAAUCCUGCAGCGGCUAGAGAACUCUUUAACGAGAUGCAAGCAAAGGGCCAGGCUCCCAAUAUAUACACUUAUCGUAUCUUGUUGCAUGGAAUGUGCAAAAACUCACAGUGUUCUGAUGCUUUGGCUCUCUUUCGAUCGGUGGAGAGCAAAGAAUUGAUGGUUGUAACAAAUGCGGGAAGCCUAACUUGGCUGUGGAUCUGCUUAUUUGGUAAAGCAAAAGAAUUGCUUAGAAAGAUGGAAGAGAAAGGUUGUUUGGCCAAUAGUGUGACGUACAAUGUGAUUGUUCAGGAAUUCUUGAAAGAAAAAGCAUUCGAAGAAGCAGAGAUUCUUCUCGAGGAAAUGAUUAGCCGAGGUUUCUCGCCUGAUUCCACUACCUUUGAGAUGGGUAUAAUGGUCCAGACAUUGGCGGAUGCUUCAGAAACCACUGUGGUGGUUACGGUUUACUCUAAAAGAAGGUUGACUGACAUGCAGAAGGAUGAAGAACGGCUACUGCUGCAUAUCGUACCGUAUAGAACACUUUUGCUAUCGUGGCGGUUGUGGUUCGAAGUAGGGGGCGGAGGAACAGUGCUUCUGCCUGUUUUGAAAUUGAAAGCAGAGAUGAACUGCACGAGAAGAAUUGGACUUCGUUAUUACUCUACUGCUUCACCUUCAACCUCCCAUUUCAAUCAAAGAAUUACAUCCCUUCAAAAUGCUUCAGGACCCACCAAGGUGAAUGACGCCCUCCAACUGUUUGAUGAAAUGCUUCAAAGACAACCUCCACCUAACAUCAUCCAACUUAAUCAGCUCAUCACUCUUAUUGUAAAGAUGAAGCAAUAUUCCACUGCCCUUUCACUUUACAAACAAACAAAGUUGAUGGGUAUUCCUACUGAUCUUUAUGCAAUGAACAUCUCUAUUAACUGUCAUUGCCGGUUGGAUCAAGUUGCUUACGGUUUCGCCUUACUAGCCACCAUCCUCAAGCAGGGUCAUCAACCCGAUUUGGCUACAUAUAACACUCUCAUAAAUGGGCUUGUUCUUGCUGAUCGAGUUUUUGAUGCUGUUGAGUUGUUUAAGAAACUGCUUAGAGAUAAACUUUGUGAUCCUAAUCAAAUUAUGUAUGGAACCGUUAUUAAUGGGCUCUGUAAAGUAGGUCACACUAGCAAGGCCCUUGAACUGCUCAGGUACUUGGAAUCAGGCUCUUGUAAACCAGAUGUAGUACAGUACAAUGCAGUCAUCGACAGCCUUUGCAAAGACAAAAUGGUUGAUCAUGCAUUACAACUAUUUGCCAAUAUGACUGAAAAGGGUGUGCGUGCAGACGUUAUCACUUACAACUCUCUGAUUCAUGGUCUGUGUAACUUUGGUAGAGAGACAGAAGCUGCACAAAUGUUGAGAGAUAUGGAGGAGGAAGGGGUAUCUCCAGGUGUGGAUACCUUUACUAUCUUGGUGGAUUCUUUUUGUAAGAAAGGAUCUGUAAAAGAUGCAGAGCUUGCUGUACAAGCAAUGGUACGAAGAGGACUACAUCCAGAUGUAAUCACUUAUAGUGCACUAAUUGAUGGAUAUUGUUUACGUGGUGAAAUAGAUGAAGCAGAGAAAGUUAUAGAUCGCAUGAUGGAAAGGGAUAUUGUGCCCAACAUCAUCACAUAUAGCAGGCUCAUAGAUGGAUACUGUAAGAAAAAGAGAAUCCACAAGGCCUGGCUUCUCUUUCAAGAGAUCCAAGACAAGGGUUUGAUUCCCGAUGUAAUUACUUACAAUAGCAUGUUACAAGGUUUGUUUGAAUCAGGGAAUCCUGCAGCGGCUAGAGAACUCUUUAACAAGAUGCAAGCAAAGGGCCUGGCUCCCAAUAUAUUCACCUAUCGUAUCUUAUUGCAUGGAAUGUGCAAAAACUCCCAGUGUUCUGAUGCAUUGGCUCUCUUGCGACCACUGGAAAGCACAGAACUGAUGGAAGAUGUAGGGUUGUAUAAUAUAUUGAUUGACGGUUGUAGCAAAUGUGGGAAUCCUAACGUGGCUAUGGGUCUGUUUGAUGAACUCUGUUUGAAAGGAUUGAAACCUGAUGUUAGGACAUAUACAGUGAUGAUAAGCGUGUAUUGCCAAGAAGGGUUAUUUGUUAAAGGUAAAAAAUUGCUUAGAAAGAUGGAAGAGAAUGGUUGUUUGCCAAACAGAGUGACGUACAAUGUUCUUGUUCGAGAGUUGCUGAAGAAAAACGAGUGUGAGGAGGCAGAGAUUUAUCUUGAAGAAAUGAUAAACCGAGGUUUUAUGCCUGAUCAUGCUACUUUUGAGAAUUUACUACCCCGGAUCCCAAACGUAGGAAAAGAUUCUCGUUUGCGAACUAUCAUUCUAAAACUAACAAGUUGAGAAAGAAAAGAGGGCAGAAUAUCUAAUCUAAUCUAAUCUAAGCUAAUAUAUAAUUUGCAUUUGUAUCACACCAUCCAGAUGUGUCUUUAAGAUCUACACUUAAUAUAAUCUCAAUUUCUGCACACUGCCACAUUUGAGAUUUUGAAUAA
Helianthus annuus (common sunflower) is the source of this 3717-nucleotide messenger RNA. Its product is annotated as pentatricopeptide repeat-containing protein At1g63130, mitochondrial. Bases 104 to 3568 code for a protein of 1154 amino acids. Gene Ontology annotation, molecular function: protein binding. The record is from RefSeq and is a predicted model, not a curated record. Lineage: Eukaryota; Viridiplantae; Streptophyta; Magnoliopsida; Asterales; Asteraceae. The transcript is spliced from 5 exons.